AUGGCUUCUGCAGUGACCAACAAGGAGGAUUACAAGGCUCGUAUUGAGGAGAAUUUGGACAACACAUUGGCUGAGUGCUUCAUUCCUGAGCUUGGUAUGCCGAUGAAGGGAAAGGUCCGUGAGAUUUAUUUUACCGAUGCCAACGUGGUUAUGGUUACUAACGACAGGGUUUCUGCAUUCGACUACGUUCUGCCGAAUCUUAUUCCCUUCAAGGGUCAGGUGUUGAACACUAUCUCGCAGUGGGCUAUGAACUCGACGAAGGAUAUUGUACCCAAUGCUAUGGUUGGCGACAAUUUGGUGGACCCCGCUGUCGUUGUGCAGAAGAAAAUGAAGAAUGUCGGAGUCGAGUGCAUCGUCAGAGGCUAUCUCUGGGGGAGCAUGGCUGCCGCGUACGAGAAAGGCGAUCGUACUUUUUGUGGCCUCAAGCUGGAGGAAGGCCUAAUCAGGUUUCAGAAGCUCCCCACACCGAUUUUUACUCCUACCACCAAAGCGGAAGUUGGCCACGACGAGAAUAUGACUAUGGAGGAGGUGGCAUCGUAUUGCGGCGCCGAUGUGGCCCGUCAGAUCAAGGAACUGUCUUUCAAAUUGUAUGAGAGAGGAGCUCAGUUGAUGCGGGACAGGGGCUUGAUUCUUCUUGACACCAAGUAUGAGUUUGGCGUCGAUGAAAACGGUGUUUUGCAUGUCAUUGACGAGGUCAACACUCCCGAUUCCUCUCGCAUGUGUGAUGUGAAGGAGUGGGAGAGUAAAUUCCCACAGAUUGAAAAGCUCAUGAACGACGGAAAUUACCGCAAUGUUUCGGAGUUGCUGAAGGAUCAUCCCCAUCUGAAACCGGCUGAGUUUUCGAAGCAGUAUGUUAGAGAUGCUCUCCUCGAUAUGGGUUUCAAACCGGAUCGCGAUAAGGCUGUGCCCAAGCUCUCCAACGAGCAUGUUGUCGAAUGCGCCUACCGGUACAUUGCUGUGUGCGAGCGGGUGACUGGACAACCGUUCGGAUGGCCCUCGAAAGCAGUUAAGAUGACUCCUGAAGAGCGGGUCUGCAGUAACUUGAGGCACCAUGGAUUCAUUAAAGGUUGCUGUGUCGCGGUUUUUGCUGGAAGUGACUCUGAUAAACCUCACAUCGAUAAAUGCCAAACUGAACUUACCAAGUACGGUAUCCCAUCGCAUUACAGGAUUUGUUCAGCCCAUAAGCAGCCGACAAGACUGGAGUCUGCUUUGCAGAUGUAUAACAAAUCUAUCGAGCCAAUGGCUAUCAUUGCCUCUGCGGGUGGCACGGAUGCGCUGAGCGGCACUGCCUCUUUCCUAUCGGUCUGGCCUGUGGUAUCAUGCCCUCCUGACCCUCACAACCCAUCCUGUAUUGGAAACCCUCCGCUUUCCAGCAAUGUAUAUGUUCAACGUCCUGGAAAUGCGGCGCGUUUCAUCGCGCAAAUGUUCGGCUCGUGCUGCAACGUCAAAUCCAUUCGUGGUGCUUUAGUAGACGAGGCGCAUGGUAAAGUGAAGAAGCUGAUUGAUGCUGAUAAGUGGAGUGCAUGAUUGAGUUUGACGAAAUUUUUAAUUUUUCCUUUCUAUUCCAAAGCCUCCAUGAGAUGAUAUGAAUACGAAUUUUUCUGUUUCAAAC
Molecule: messenger RNA, 1612 nt
Organism: Perkinsus marinus ATCC 50983
Lineage: Eukaryota; Perkinsozoa; Perkinsida; Perkinsidae
Product: Phosphoribosylaminoimidazole-succinocarboxamide synthase, putative
Exons: 14
Coding region: 1-1527 (508 amino acids)
Biological process (GO): 'de novo' IMP biosynthetic process
Cellular component (GO): cytoplasm
Molecular function (GO): phosphoribosylaminoimidazolesuccinocarboxamide synthase activity
Source: RefSeq, a predicted model, not a curated record